UGCACCAGGAAACGCCUGGGGGAGCGGAGCGCAGUGGAGACCGAAGCCAGGAUGGUGAUGUCUUCGCUGAAGCUUCAAGAUCUCAUCGAGGAGAUUCGAGGGGCCAAGACCCAGGCCCAGGAGCGGGAAGUGAUCCAAAAGGAGUGUGCCCACAUCCGGGCCUCCUUCCGCGACGGGGACCCGCUGCACCGGCACCGCCAGCUGGCCAAACUGCUCUAUGUCCACAUGCUGGGCUACCCCGCCCACUUUGGACAGAUGGAGUGCCUGAAACUCAUCGCCUCCCCCAGGUUCAUAGACAAGAGGGUGGGCUACCUGGGGGCCAUGCUUCUACUGGAUGAGAGGCAGGAUGCCCACCUGCUCAUUACCAACAGCAUCAAGAACGACCUGAACCAGGGUAUUCAGGCCGUACAAGGCCUGGCCCUGUGCACUCUGAGCACCAUGGGCUCCGCUGAGAUGUGCCGGGACCUGGCCACUGAGGUGGAGAAACUGCUCCUGGAGCGAAGCCCCUAUGUGCGUAAGAAGGCUGUUCUGACUGCCGUGCACAUGAUCCGAAAAGUCCCUGAGCUCUCCGACACCUUCCUCCCGGUUUGUGCCAAACUGCUUCACGAACGUCACCACGGCGUCCUGCUGGGCACCAUCACGCUGAUCACAGAGCUCUGCGAACGAAGCCCUGCAGCCCUCAAGCACUUUCGAAAGGUGGUGCCCCAGCUGGUGCAGAUCCUCCGGACUCUGGUGACGACGGGAUACUCCACAGAACACAGCAUAUCUGGAGUCAGUGACCCCUUCCUACAGGUCCAGAUACUUCGUCUGCUUCGGAUUCUGGGCCGGAACCACGAGGAGAGCAGUGAGAGCAUGAAUGACUUGCUGGCCCAGGUGGCCACUAAUACAGACACCAGCCGAAAUGCAGGCAGCGCGGUCCUGUUUGAGACUGUGCUCACCAUCGUGGACAUCCGCUCUGCAGCUGGCCUGCGGGUUCUAGCUGUCAACAUUCUAGGCCGCUUCCUGCUCAACAGUGACAAGAAUAUUAGAUACGUAGCCCUGACGUCGUUGCUGCGACUGGUGCAGUCUGAUCACAGCGCUGUGCAGCGACACCGGCCCACUGUGGUGGAAUGUCUUCGGGAACCUGACGCCUCUCUCAGCCGGCGGGCCCUGGAACUGAGCCUGGCUCUGGUGAACAGCUCCAACGUGCGAGCCAUGACACAAGAGCUUCAGGGCUUCCUGGAGUCCUGCCCCCUUGAUCUGCGGGCAGACUGUGCCUCAGGAAUCCUGCUGGCCGCCGAGAGGUUCGCCCCAACCAAGCGAUGGCACAUAGACACCAUCCUGCGAGUGCUGACAAUGGCGGGCUCCCAUGUCCGGGAUGAUGCGGUGGCCAACCUGACCCAGCUGAUUGGUGGGGCCCAGGAGCUACACGCCUACUCUGUGCGCCGCCUCUACAGUGCCCUGGCACAGGACAUCUCCCAGCAACCGCUGGUGCAAGUGGCAGCCUGGUGCAUUGGGGAAUACGGGGACCUUCUGCUGGAGGGGAGCUGUGAGGAAACUGAGCCACUUCAGGUGGAAGAAGAAGAAGUGCUGGCAUUACUGGAACGGGUGCUGCAGUCCCAUAUGUCCCUGCCAGCCACCCGAGGAUACGCCCUCACAGCCCUCAUGAAGCUUAGCACCCGGCUUCGUGGGGACAACAACCGCAUCCGCCAGGUGGUGUCCAUCUACGGAAGCUGCCUCGACGUGGAGCUGCAGCAGCGGGCUGUGGAGUACAACACGCUCUUCCGGAAGUACGACCACAUGAGGGUCCACCCAGAGGGACACACCUGCGUUCCAUCUCUCAGGGCGGCCAUUUUAGAAAAGAUGCCUCUUGUGGACCGAGGUGGCCCGCAGGCUGAUGAGGAAGUAAAGGAGAGCAAAGAAGCAAACCACCUUUUGGAACCAGCCCCUGUCCCCACAGAGCCCCAGGCCUCAAAGCUCUUGGAUCUGUUAGACCUCCUGGAUGGACCUUCUGAGGAUUCCCAGCAGCCUCCCCCUGUGGAUCCCUCCCCAGAAGGCACUUUAAUACACCUGCUCGACCUUCCCUGUGCUCCCCUAGCCCCAGCUCCCAUCCCAAACCUCAAAGUGUUUGAGCGGGAAGGACUACAGCUGAAUCUGUCUUUUGUUAGACCGCCUGGAACCCCUACUUUGCUCUUAAUCACUGCCACUGCUACCAACGCCUCAGAGGGUGAUGUCACCCACUUCAUCUGCCAGGCCGCUGUGCCCAAGAGUUUCCAGCUGCAGCUACAGGCCCCCAGUGGGGACACAGUUCCAGCUCAGGGUGGCCUUCCAGUGACCCAGGUCCUCCGAAUCCUCAAUCCUAACAAGGCCCCCUUGCGGUUAAAGCUGCGCCUCACCUACAACCACUAUGGCCGGUCAGUGCAGGAGAUCUUUGAGGUGAACAACGUGCCUGUGGAGGCAUGGCAGUAACAGCCUCCACUCGGCCCGAAAUCCUCUUGGGUCCCAAACCCCUGGGUUCCCAGGUUCUUGGAGCCUACAUCUGAGGACUACCAGCAGGUGGCGCUCUGGUCCUGCGCUUGCCAUUGCAAAAACUGGAGGGGGCCCACCCUCUCCCCACAAAUAAUGAAAGUCCAAUAAAGCCUAAGGGGGUGAGUUA
This is a messenger RNA of Myotis lucifugus (little brown bat), 2635 nucleotides long. RefSeq names its product adaptor related protein complex 1 gamma 2 subunit (gene AP1G2). The transcript has 22 exons. Gene Ontology annotation, cellular component: Golgi apparatus; AP-1 adaptor complex; membrane coat. The coding region runs from base 52 to 2448 and encodes 798 amino acids. Gene Ontology annotation, biological process: receptor-mediated endocytosis; intracellular protein transport; Golgi to vacuole transport. Gene Ontology annotation, molecular function: clathrin-cargo adaptor activity. Lineage: Eukaryota; Metazoa; Chordata; Mammalia; Chiroptera; Vespertilionidae. The record is from RefSeq and is a predicted model, not a curated record.